UGGCAGUGAAGAAGGUGAGAAGGUUCAGCGCAAGAACAGAGAGCUGUGCUCUUGCCGGCUGCUCUGCACCGAAGCGUGUUGGUGGCCCCAGCUCCCCUUUUCCCGUCCUCGAGCAGGAAGGUGGCCUCUGGCCCAGCUGCGCUUAGAGGGCGGUUGGCGGGGAUACUCCUUGUGCAGUACCAGGAAGGAAAGCCGCAGCAUCCCGGCUCGGGACCCGCAAGCUGGGGGCAGCAGCUGGAGCAGCAGCAGAGCGAAAGGCAAGCCGAGGACUUUACCUUGUGGCAGCAAGAUUCUGGGAAAUCUCUGUGGUUUGACUAUGCUGAAUGAUUAACUCAAGGACAAUCUGUGAAUGAAGACCAGCAUGUUCAGGAAUUCCAGUCAAGCUGUAAUGGACACUUAGAAGUCAAUAAAAUGAUCAGAUUCCUUUAUGAAUAUGAAGCAGAGACUCUUCUGAUAAAGACAAGCUAUUUGGCUUAAAUGCACUAAUUAGGUCCUCUCAGGUGAUUUGCCUGUAUCUGUCUCUCCUUUGUGACAAUGUGCCUUUGAACUCCAGAGCACAGAUCCCCCUCAUUAUAAAAUCAUCCAACUGAAGAAACAUGUCUAAAAAUUUGGAGAUAAUCAAUUUGUCAUUUUUAUUGGAACAUGAAAAGGAAAUAAUACUGGGGGUUCUAAAGAGAGAUGAGUACUUGAAAAAAAUUGAAGAGAAGAGAAUCAGGAAAUUAAAAAAUGAGUUACUGGAAGCAAAACGGAAAGGUGGACGACAUCGCCAACAGGAGAGCAGUAGGAUCUGCAUUCGCUGUCAAAAAAAUCUGGGCUUAAUCUUUGAUAGAGGAGACCUGUGCCAAACAUGCAGACUUAGAGUUUGCAAUAAAUGUCGUGUUGUAGCAGUUGAUGGCAACUGGAAAUGCACUGUAUGUGCUCAGAUUGCGCAGCUUCGGAUAGUAACUGGUGAAUGGUUUUUUGAAGAGAGAGCAAAGCGCUUCAAACAGUCCAACCUCCUUGGUGCUGAUGUCAUCAGACGGUCCAUCCUACGCAAAAGCCCUGAUUCUUCCUCUGACCUGGCAGCAGGAGGAAAACUCAAAGAUCAGUCGCAGACUAACAUAGAGGAUACAUCAAAUCAAGACAUGCCAGCUUCCUUUUCUAGCGGAAUGAAAUUGGUCAUCAGUGGGCCCAAGAAAAUAGGAAAGGUCCUCAGGGCAGUAACCAAAGGGGAACUUGUAAGUCUGAGGGCAGAAGAUGGAAGAAGCAUAAGCUCAGAUGCAGAUAUCCAGAGUACACAUAGUGCUGACAGGGAGAGCACCUAUUCACUGGACAUGGAGGACAUACCUGGUUGCCUGAAAGGGGCUGUGGGUUCACUUAAUCGAAGCAAUGCCUCCACCCCAGUUCACCCCAGGUCACCUGCUCUGAGCACACGCAGCAUGACUGUAGAUUACAGGAGGGACUUUGGAUUUGAAAAUGGCAUAGCUAUGCCUGUAACAGAAAGUGUACCUGCAGAUUUAGCCAAAAGACAUCAUAGGAGAGCCUCUGGAACUCCCUCUAUAGCAGUGUCUAAGACUUCCUUAUCAUCUGAUCGCAGCAGAUCAGAGAGAGAUCUCAGUGGAUCCUUUUCAGAAAGCAAUGAGGAUACUUUAAGCUUAAGAAGUAAAUCUGUACCUGGAGCAUUAGACCAGGAACUGGAUUACCUAAAUGAGGAAGAAGAUAUUGAUGACAUUGUGGCCUCUGGCUAUGCAAAGGGACGGACAAAUUUAGCCAGUGGACUGUCAGUGGCUAGUAUUAAUAGUAUGAUGAGUGUUUACAGCGAAACUGGGGACUAUGGAAAUGUGAGGAUCAGUGGUGAAAUAUGUCUCCAAAUCAGCUACAGCUACAAAACAGGAGCCCUUAACAUCGUAGUAAAAAAAUGCAAAAACUUGGCCAUUGCAGAUGAAAAGAAGCAAAGAACAGAUCCCUAUGUCAAAGCAUACCUCCUACCGGACAAGUCUCGCCAAAGUAAAAGGAAGACAAAAAUCAAAAGUAAUAGCAUCAAUCCAGAGUUCAAUGAAAUCCUGAAGUAUGUCAUCAGCCAUACCCAGCUUGAGACUCGGACCCUGCAACUUUCUGUCUGGCAUUAUGACAGAUUUGGUCAUAAUAGUUUUCUUGGAGAAGUGGAGAUACCUUUGGAUUCCUGGAACUUUGAGAACCAGGCAGAUGAAUGGUUUGUGCUUCAGCCUAAAGUGGAAGUUGCAGCUGAUAUUGGUCUUCACUAUAAAGGAGAGUUGAUAAUUGUCUUACGGUACAUUCCCCCUGAGAGGAACUUAACUCUUCCCCUAGGAGAGAUUAAAGGAAAGAAGAGCCCUAAAAAAGGAAAGAAGGUAAACCCACAAGUGCCAUCAGGAGGCAUUUUAGAAGUUGUAAUUAAGGAAGCCAAAAAUUUAACAGCUGUGAAGUCAGGAGGCACUUCAGACACAUUUGUGAAAGGGUACUUGCUGCCAGACAACAAUAAAGCAUCAAAACACAAAACUGCUGUGAUUAAAAAGAGUGUGAAUCCCCACUGGAAUCAUACCUUUACUUUCAGUGGUUUGAAUCCCAGAGAUAUACACAAUGUCUGUGUAGAACUGACUGUCUGGGACAAAGAAUCCCUUGCCAGCAAUAUCUUCCUGGGAGGCGUUCGUCUGAGCACUGGAAGUGGUUUGAGCAAUGGUAAGGAAGUUGACUGGAUGGAUUCUCAUGGGGAGGAGCAGCUUCUUUGGCAAAGGAUGAUUGACAGCCCUGGAGAUUUUGUGGAAGGCACACUGAUGCUGAGAUCCAGCAUGGAAAAAUGCAAGGUCUAAGACGACUGUUGGCGCAAGAAUAACUCCAAAUGCAUUACUGGUAUGAUUACAGUAUGAUAAAAUGGAGUCUGUCUUGCAGUGGAGCCCCUUUGGUUAGAGUUUGCACAUGCAAGAAGAUAAACAGUUUGGACUUUAAAUUUCCUGAGAUGGAUUAUAAAUGCAUUCUGCACUUUCCUACAUCUGCAGUCUUACCACUGCUAUACCUUAUUUAUCUGAAACACCAAUAAUGCUGGUGAACAUUACCUUCAAGACUUAUUUCUGCAGAGCAAAAUUAAAGCACAUCCUUUGAUAACAUUAAAAUUCAUAUUUUAUGUUGUCAUAGAAAAGCAGUGAUAAAUAAACAAGUUCAAAAAGCUGAA
Messenger RNA from Heteronotia binoei (common prickly gecko), 3166 nucleotides. It is a transcript of the gene SYTL5, whose product is annotated as synaptotagmin like 5. Lineage: Eukaryota; Metazoa; Chordata; Lepidosauria; Squamata; Gekkonidae. The coding region runs from base 597 to 2807 and encodes 736 amino acids. Gene Ontology annotation, molecular function: neurexin family protein binding; phospholipid binding; small GTPase binding. The transcript is spliced from 17 exons. Gene Ontology annotation, cellular component: plasma membrane; exocytic vesicle. Gene Ontology annotation, biological process: exocytosis; intracellular protein transport. The record is from RefSeq and is a predicted model, not a curated record.